Molecule: messenger RNA, 1796 nt
Organism: Pseudogymnoascus destructans
Lineage: Eukaryota; Fungi; Ascomycota; Leotiomycetes; Thelebolales; Thelebolaceae
Gene: SCS7
Product: fatty acid alpha-hydroxylase
Exons: 2
Coding region: 311-1474 (387 amino acids)
Biological process (GO): lipid biosynthetic process; fatty acid metabolic process
Cellular component (GO): membrane; endoplasmic reticulum
Molecular function (GO): heme binding; iron ion binding; fatty acid 2-hydroxylase activity
Source: RefSeq, a predicted model, not a curated record
ACCCAGAGGACACUUCACUACUACAACUCCUUUUGCAAGCUUCAAUUAUUUAUUAUCGACCUCACCACCGUUUAUACAAAUAACAAACUCUUGUUAUCACUGCGGUGCUCGCUCCGUUGCGACUACCGUUGCGUCUACCGCUGUGACUACCUACCGCUGCUGCCUUGGGCCCCAUAUCCACCAUCCCCUCCUUUUUGUCUACUCAGCUAUUCGCUGCUCAGCUACCCUCCAAACUCCACACCCCUAAAAGACAUUAUUACUUGCUUCGCUCUUCAGAUUAUUAUUGCUGUCUGUUUCUUCAAACAUCAUCAUGCCUUCGCGGACUCUCCCAACAUUCACCAGGGCGGAAGUGGAGUCGCAUAACACCGCCACAGACUGCUAUGUCACCCUGGGCGAGAAAGUGUGCGACCUCUCCGACUUUGUCGACUCACAUCCCGGCGGUGGGGAUCUGAUCCUCGAGUACGCUGGAAAGGAUGUCACGGAGAUCUUGAAAGACGAAGUCUCGCACGCACACUCGGAAGCUGCAUAUGAGAUCCUUGACGACGGCCUAAUUGGCUUCCUCCCCUCCCACGAAUCCACAGACUCGAGUCUCAAGCGCAGGAAUGUCAACCAGGCCACACUAAACGGGAACGGAGCGACAAACGGCAAAGCGACCGCGCGCAUGGUAUAUGAGGCAACAGGAGUCGGAUCCGCGGAGGACCUGUCCAAGGACACGGAUCUCGUCGACGACUACAAGAAAUACAAGUUCCUGGACCUGAACAAGCCGCUCCUGAUGCAAGUCUUCUUUGGAGGCUUCAGCAAGAAAUUCUAUCUCGAGCAGGUCCAUCGUCCCAGGCAUUACAAGGGUGGCGAUUCUGCGCCCAUCUUUGGCAACUUCCUUGAGCCGCUUAGCAAGACGUCCUGGUACAUGAUUCCGAUUAUCUGGCUGCCACAAGUUGCGUAUGGAUUAUAUCUGUCUCAUGAAGGCCUGGGCAACUUGGGGGUUGUCGCCUUUUUCGGAUUGGGCCUGUUCAUUUGGACACUCCUGGAGUAUGGACUUCACAGAUGCCUCUUCCAUCUAGACCAAAAACUCCCAGAUAACCGUGUGGCCAUCACCCUGCACUUCCUUCUCCACGGCGUCCACCACUAUCUCCCCAUGGACAAAUACCGCCUCGUCAUGCCCCCCACCCUCUUCCUCGCCCUCGCAACCCCCUUCUGGAAGCUCGCCCACACAAUCUUUGCAUUCAACUGGUACAUGGGCACCGCCGUCUUCUGCGGCGGCAUCUUCGGAUACGUGGUGUACGACCUGACGCACUACUUCCUCCACCACGCCAAGCUCCCCGCAUUCUACCAGGACACAAAGAAAUGGCACAUGCAGCACCACUUCAUGGACUAUGAGAACGGCUUUGGAGUCACGAGCUGCUUCUGGGAUAGAGUCUUUGGCACUGAGCUUGUCAUGACCCAACCCGUGUCCAAGAUCGUGAAGGCGACUUAAGAAUUUGAAAUUCUUUGUGUGCGAGGGGGGGCUGCAGUCCUUCCCUGGGGAUGUAUAUCAAAAUUGUAAUGGAAAGCUCACGAAUAACCGGUAAUUGAGAGACAAAACGGCCAAAUUCGUUGAGGAUGGAGUCUAGGCUUUGUGGGUGGGCACGGGUUGAUGAAUAGCACGGCUGGGAUGACGGCCAUUAAUAGUAAUAAUGCAAAUACAUAAUACCACUCUGUACAUUAUGUGGAAUAAUACAGACUCUGAAUCAAAUGCAAAGGUUUAAAGCCACUCUAUUCAUACAGUGCAAGUUAUAAUGUGAAAAUUGUAGUCCAUA